AUGGCUGAUCCAAGCGCCCUGCUGGGCCAUCACCAGCCGCCACAGCAGAACGGGUACCAGAACGGGAUCGAUCCAAGCGUUCUCCUGCUCGACCCAAACCCCCCGUCAUCUCGACUUGCUGCCUCUGAACCGCUCUCUGUCUCCAUGUCGGCCGCGUCGUCCUCCUCCGUUGCUUCACGACCGUCUCAGCCUCAACAGCGACCAGGUCAGCCGCAGCCGCCACCGUCUCUGGCAACUGGCUCCCAGCGAUUCAAGCGACCGUUUACCUUCUCUGAAGCUCUUCCAUAUUCACCAUUCUCAUCCAUAUCGCCUCUGGAAACAAGAGUCAUCCCCAUUCCGACGCUCGCCUCCAAGGCUGCAUCAACACCAUUGGCGCAACUUGUUUCGCAGCAGGAAUUCAACACCUUGAACAAGAACAUCUCAGGCUCUUCCAGUCCCCCAUCAGAUCGCAAUCUAGAUGACAUCUACCACCUCAUCGCGACCAGCAAAACUCCACUUUUCAAUUUCAAGCCCCUCCCUCAAACGACGACUCCUUCCAGCACUUCUGCAUCAUCCCCGACCACUCCUGGCCCUGCAGAAAAUCUUCUGCCUAUUUCGAAAAUGGUAUUCAACAAAGCGGACAUACCGUUCCGCUAUCCCAGCCCCGAGUCUCCGGGAGAUCAUACUGUAAUCGGCAAUGUCGACACAACGCCAAAGUCGGACUCGAUACAUGCAGCCUUGACGAAACCACCCCCCAAGUCAAAGCCCGCAGUUUCUACAGCUUUUGGAGAGAGUCCUUCUGAUGUCAGAUCCUCCGCCGCCGCUAUGCACAAUGUGCAGUCUCACGCUCGCAACUCGACCAACUUUGUUAUUAGCAUACCCGCACACCCACAGUUGCCAGCAGCGAAGAUCAAGGCGCCUCAAAACCACAGCUUAGAAAGCUCUCUACCCGGGGCAAAUGGAAACCAGCCACUAGCGUCUGCUCCGAGCAAGUAUAUGCUUUCCGGGGACCAAGAACCACUGGCACGGCCAGAGACGAAUACCUCUGAUAUGGCAGCACCCAAGUCCAAACUGACGAUCGCCUUGGCGCCUGCACCGAAUUUCAACCCUCAGGAGUAUCAGAUGGUUGCGGACAUCCCGGAUGAUAAUGGCCAGGAAGACUUUGGCGAUUUAGACCAGCGACAGAGAGCAGACGCUGCUUUUCAAGAAAUGCAGCGUCUAUUUCAGAGCGUAUUUGAGGCAGAGGCCAACAUGACACAGCAGCCUUCCGCUGUGCCACUGAUCACAUGGACAAGCGAUGAGGAGCCGACGUUGACUGAUGCUGCUCUUAAAAAGGUCCAAGGCACCGUUCACAAAGCCAUCACUCUCGGCUGUUUUGCGGAUGUUCCUGUCGAGGAUCUCCUGCACAUGCAGAGGUUGUGUGACGGUGUCUUGAGGCAAGCCGAAACCCUCGAUCUCAAACUCAACAAUGAAGCUAGUGGAUCUGAGAUCGACGAAUGGGUCGCUCAGUUGCGUUAUGCAGAUACGGGGCUCAAAGCAGCUCGUUUGUCGUUGAAGAUAAUGUCCGGCGGACGAGAGGACAAACAACUCUACUCCGAGAAUGUUAUUCAGGCCUCUGUAGACUUGUUCAGAAAUGUCAUGGACAGCGUCAUUGUGCCUAUUGCCGAGUUGCGAAACUCUGGAUCGACCGAGGCUCGGUUCAAGCAGCUAACCCCAUGGAAGAAGGCAAUAUCUCCCAUCUUCACGGCUGCCCAGCGGCUUUUUUCUGGCAUGACCUCCUUGGUCUCUGUCAUUGAUCUGUCAGAGCUCGUUGUCAACUCGCUUGAAUUUUCAGCCUCGUCUCUCAUCUUUGUUGAAAACGCACAUACUGAGCGAGACUCGGUAUUAGGCGUUCAAGCUUUUGACGGCCUCCGUCUGGCUGCCAUGGAUAUGCUGUCCCAGAUUUUCAUCAAGAUUCCUGCCCAACGACGUGGUAUCUUUGACGACAUCCUAACGUCCCUCGAGAAGCUUCCCAUUGGAAAGCAGAGUGCCCGCCAGUUCAAGCUGGCAGACGGCAGGAGUAUACAGCCCGUGUCGGCGCUCAUCAUGAGGCUUAUCCAAGCUAGCACUGGCCGUGUGACCGAGAAAGCGAAGUCGACAUCACAGAUAAUGGAUGAAGAAAUGAAAAAUGAUGACGAUGACGACGAAGACACAGACCAUGCGUCGCCCGUACAUACCGCCACCAUUGGGUCUGAAGAGGAAGCCGCCUAUGAGCAUGAGCUUUCCGUCAAUGAGCUGGCACGCGUCGCUUCUGCCCUCAAUAGUACAGCGUACUAUCACGCCAAAUAUGUCAUCAAUUUCAUUGUUCAGCGAGCACAGACAUCUUCCAAGUCAGCCGAUACGCCGUACCGCAAUCUUCUCGAUCUCUUUGUUGAGGAUUUCACAACAUGUUUGGAAACACCUGACUGGCCUGCUGCCGAGCUUCUUCUUCGGCUGCUCAUGCUGUCAAUGUUCAAGUUGACCGAAGGCGACAAGAUCCCUGCUCCGGUCAAAAACAUGGCUUUGGAGGAAUUGGGCGCUAUAGGAGCUGUUCUCGCGCGGUUGCGCUCAACUGUCAAUAAGUCAGCCAACUCGCCCGAGACCACGGGCCCCGAAGAGCUAGACCACCUCUUGUCGAAUCUAUCGGCGGCGGCUCUCGCAGAAAUGCCACCAGCGGAAGAGUUUCUGUCCUGGACCGGACCUUUUAGAUCCACCCUGGAAUACCUCGGGGACAGGAGCUCUCAGGACCCUCAUCUGUGGAGUGCCAUAUCAUAUGUGGUAGCCGAUUGGUCGGGGCGCGUCUGCAGGCUGUACACAGCACGCUUACAAGCAGCCGCUGCCAUGGUGGUUACCGACGAAGAUGCGGACGGCAAGAGUUGUGGCAACCGCGUUCAAGAGAGACAGAACAGGGAAUUGGGGCGGAUCGCAUACCGGCUCCGUGUCAUGAUCGAGGAUGGGCGAGGCUUAUCCGGUACCCGCUGCUUCCGAGCGAUUUCUGCUUCUCAAGCCAAACUGUCUUACGCAAUUGUCACGCUGCGCUCGUCGCUUGGUGGAUCUUUCAAUGAUGUUAUCAACAUCUUGGCCAUGGGCAUGCGCAGCGAUCAGGCCACGGUCCGGAGCAAGAGUCUUCGAAGCAUCACGGAAGUGCUGGAAAUCGACCCUACCAUCUUCGACAAUCCGGCUUCGGUCAUUGGCAGGCUCAUCAGAGAGUGCUGUGCUGACUCGUCCGUUCAGGUGAGAGAUUCUGCACUCGGCCUCGUCAGUCGCGCCAUUACGCUGCGACCCAACCUGGAGGAGACCAUGAUCAAGACAAUCAUCGACAGAUUUAUAGACUCGGGCGUAGGUGUGAGAAAGCGUGCCAUCAAGGUAUCCCGGGAUGUGUACUUGCGCAACCAGUCCAGGGAAAUCCGGAGCGACAUAGCCAAUGGUCUACUUCACCGUAUCCAGGACCCCGACGAAGGUGUGCGGGAGUUGGCCCGACAGACCAUUGAGGAAGUUUGGGUCACUCCUUUCGCCGAGACACCGGCAUCGGUUGCAGGAGGACUGGACACUACCGCGAACAGGACGUCGUUGACAGACCAUGUCGGCUUGAUCCUGCAGACAGUCAGGACGGGAACUGUGACGCCUAUUUUGGACAAGGUUUUCCAGGCAAUUCUCUCACCCAAUGCCAAAGCCGCGGCCACAAAUUUUGGCGUCUGCAAACGCAUAGUGGCCAUCAUGUGCGACCUCAUCGACAAUCCUGACACCGACGACCCAUCAACACCAUCUGGACGCGACGCCCUGCAGCUGAUGAUGAUAUUUGCCAAAGCGGACCCGCGGCUGUUCACCUUUGAACAGAUUCGCCUUUUGAAGCCACAUAUCGCCAGCGUCAAGGAUAUCAAUACUGCCGACGACAUGGCUGUAGCCAGAGCAGUCGUGGUCAUCUACCAGCGUGUUCUCCCUCAAUUGCCCAGUGUUUUGAAGCCCUUCCUGGAAGAGGUUCGCGUUAGCCUGAUGCAGAGUGUGCCCAAAGUCAGCAGAACACUACUCGACGAUACUAUGGGCUGCCUUUGGGUGAUUAGCGUUCUGCUCAAGGAUCUGGAUGGCCUUGGUCGCAUUGUUGUGUCUGCUCUACAGGGCAUGCUGAAGGAACAGCUGCUAUCCGAAAAAGAUCCGCUGUUUGAGAAGAAGGCCAUCAGGUUCUCCCGGUACGCACUGAUCGUCGGCAUGGCUGGGAAGCACUGCGACCUAGAUAGUGGGAUGGAAAAGUUCAAGGCCCAGUUUCCAAAGUACGGUGUCACGUCCGUCUCCAAGCUAAUGGUGGACGUUCUCUGUCCAUUUUCGAUGCCCCCAUGGCCCCUGGCCAUCCGAAGGACGGCCUUGGAUGCCAUUGGUCUCAUUUGCCAGUCUUGGCCGCGCAAUUUCGUCUUGAAAAACAUAUGCACAGCUUUUCAAACCGCCUUUAGCCAGCACGAUCCCAGCUUGGAAGUCAAGAUCAUGCAGUCUCUGAAAGAGUUUCUGACGAAAGAAGAGCAAAGGUCAGAGACAGCUUCAGGUUCUGCAAAGGCAGCAAAUGGUGGCAGCGGAGAGAGCUCCAAAGCGGCCCGUACAGGAGAUGGGCCUGAUAAGAAGAGGCAACUGACAGUUAUGGGAGGCACAAACCACGAUGAUGUCGCCAGCGCGACGACCCAGAGGUUCCUCAGUGACAUCACGAGGAUUGCGUUGGGCUCUGUCAGCGAGGAAGCCUAUCUUGCUGCGGAGAUCCUUGGGAGCAUCAGCCGACAGGGUCUCGUCCACCCCAAAGAAACGGGUGUGACGAUGAUUACACUGGAGACAUCGACAAUGCCGAAGAUGGCCGAACUAGCUUUCCGGGAGCAUCGCGCACUACACAACAAGUACGAGACAGUUCUGGAGCGAGAGUACAUUAAGGCCCUUCUCACAGCAUAUCAGUUUCAGCGAGACGUGAUCCACGACGUUCGUGGAGCGACUGUAGAACCUUUCACGUCUAAGCUGCACCAUCUCAUGGAUGUGGUCAAGGACAGCAAGUCGAAGAACCGCAGCCGGCUCCUGGAGAAAAUGUGUGGGCAAGUGGACUUUGAGCCGGGGAAGUUGGACGUGUCCAAACCGAUGCCAAACCACCUCGAAUUUUCACGCUUCGUGGUGGAGAACCUAGCUUACUUCGAGUAUGUCACAGUGGGCGAGCUCCAGACAACUGUGGCAACGAUGGAGAGGCUGGUGCACACGACUGGAGUCUCGAUUUCCCAGGCCAUCGAGUCGGACAUUUUCGAGUCAGCCGAUGACCGAAAGAACGUGACGGCUCCGAUCGUUAUGAUUGGGAGUGGCGAAGAGCAUGUCGAACCGUCCGGCCUUCCUUUAGGCCCUGCUCUGCGACACCCUAUCAACGUCCUCCGUCUGCGACAGUUGGCCACGGGGUGCAUGGUUCUCCUCUGUGUAUGGGAAGCCCGGAGCUACCUAUGCCGCCAGUACGGACUCAAACGCGACAGCAACAAGGCCAAAGGGCAGUCUCGAGACUUGACGCGGGCUCCCAGCAAAGUGCAGGGCAUCACGGGUGAAAAGUUUUGGGACGAGACGAGUACAAUUAUGAAGGGUCUCGACUCGCAGGAGCUCAUGGUAGCACGCUGCAGCAGCUUGGUAGAGCUCCUGACGGUGGACUCGGAGUUCAAGCUGGAAGGCGAGGACAUGAACGAAGACCCGACAACGCCAACGGGAAUGGAAGACGACGACGAUCAAGACCGCGGCCGAAAGCGGAAGGCAGGUGGCAACACUCCUGGCGGGCGGAAGAAGCGGCAAAGGUCCAACUCGCAGCGGCGAAAGCGAGGCAGACCGCGGAAGAACGCUGAGGUUGGAGAUGAGGACGACGGUGAAUUUGAUGCAUUUUGA
Molecule: messenger RNA, 5877 nt
Organism: Grosmannia clavigera kw1407
Lineage: Eukaryota; Fungi; Ascomycota; Sordariomycetes; Ophiostomatales; Ophiostomataceae
Product: sister chromatid cohesion protein
Exons: 3
Coding region: 1-5877 (1958 amino acids)
Biological process (GO): establishment of protein localization to chromatin; regulation of gene expression; establishment of mitotic sister chromatid cohesion
Cellular component (GO): Scc2-Scc4 cohesin loading complex
Molecular function (GO): chromatin binding
Source: RefSeq, a predicted model, not a curated record